Messenger RNA from Alnus glutinosa, 3295 nucleotides. RefSeq names its product probable LRR receptor-like serine/threonine-protein kinase At5g48740. Gene Ontology annotation, molecular function: protein kinase activity; protein binding; ATP binding. Lineage: Eukaryota; Viridiplantae; Streptophyta; Magnoliopsida; Fagales; Betulaceae. Bases 345 to 3035 code for a protein of 896 amino acids. The transcript has 16 exons. Gene Ontology annotation, biological process: protein phosphorylation. The record is from RefSeq and is a predicted model, not a curated record.
GAUCAGUAAUUAACCGAAAACCAUAAUGAUCAUUGCCAACCCUCGGCACGCUUAAUAAUCACCGUAAAUAGAGCCUCUCUUUUCUUUUACAGCUUCAAAAACAAGAAAGAAGAACCCACUUUUACUCAUUAUCUGUCCUUUCAUCAAAUCGUCUCCACCCCACCAAAGAAGCAAUCAUUUUACUGCCAGUCUGCCACCCCAAUAUCCUUGAUCUCUUUCUUUUCUUGAAUACAUCCACUCUCCCUCCAUCUUCUUAAUUGAGUCAUGUGUCUCUUUGGUUUCUCUUGGUUCUGAGAGAUAUCAAAAGUACUUGAAAUUCGUGGAGCUAGGGAGAAUCUGAGUUCAUGGACGUGCGCGUUUUGUGGGUCGGCUUCUUUCUGUUCUGUGGCUUUUUGAUUGGUGGUUUCUGUGACCAAGAGGGUUUCUUGAGCUUAUCUUGCGGUGGAACUACCAGCUAUAUUGAUUCAUUGAACAUAUCAUGGGUCCCGGAUGGUGAAUAUGUAAGCACAGGCAAAAUCUCCUCCUCAUCCAGUGUCCCAAUCCGGGUUUUCCCAGAUUCCCAGGGUCGCAAGUGUUAUAGACUACCAGUAAACAAUGCUUCGUCUUUGGUGCUUGUAAGAGCCCAAUUUCUGUACCAAAACUAUGAUGGACUUGGGAAACCCCCUGCAUUCUCUGUUUCUCUUGGGACAGCCAUUACAAGCAAAAUAAACCUCAGUACUAACGAUCCAUGGACAGAAGAAUUUGUGUGGCCAGUUAAUAAGGAAACACUCUCCUUCUGUUUGCUUGCUGUUCAGGAUGGUGGAUCUCCUGUCAUUUCUUCGCUUGAAGUACGGCCACUUCCUCAAGGAGCUUAUGCAAGUGGCAUGGGAGAUUUCCCCAAUAAGUCACUUAGAAAGAGUUAUCGAAUCAAUUGUGGUUAUCCCAACGGCUCAUUGCGGUAUCCUUUGGAUCCAUAUGAUCGUAUAUGGGGUGCUGAUCAAAACUUUACGCCCUUUCACGUUUCUGCUGGGUUUAUGAUUCAACGAAGCUUCAAUCUGUCUGGUCUUAGAGAGGAUCCGCCUGCUCCUGUUCUUCACACUGCACGAGUUUUGGCACGACGGAAAGUGUUGACAUAUAACCUUCCUCUUGACACCCUUGGAGACUACUACAUUGUCCUCUAUUUUGCUGGGAUUGUUCCUGUGUCACCUUCAUUUGAUGUAGUAAUCAAUGGGGAUGUUGUACAGUCAAACUUCACUAUAAAACUGUCAGAGGUCAGUGCUCUGUACUUCACUCGGAAGGAAAUUAAGAGCUUGAACAUCACGCUAAAGAGUAUCAGUUACUAUCCUCAAGUCAAUGCUAUUGAGGUGUAUGAGAUAGUUGAUAUUCCACCGGAAGUUUCCUCAACAACAGUUUCGGCACUUCAGGUUAUUCAGCAGUCCACUGGUUUAGAUCUGGGAUGGCAAGAUGAUCCAUGCUCUCCUUCACCAUGGGAUCAUAUUGGCUGUGAAGGAAGCAUUGUUACAUCACUGGAGCUUUCAGAGAUCAAUCUGAGGUCAAUGAGUCCAACAUUUGGUGACUUGUUGGAUCUUAAAACACUGGAUUUGCAUAACACUUCGCUUACUGGUGAGAUACAGAAUUUGGGUAGCUUACAAGAACUUGAGAAAUUGAACCUGAGUUUCAAUCAGCUAACAUCCUUUGGUUUGGAGUUGGAGAACUUGGUUCGCCUUCAAAUUCUGGACUUGCAAAAUAAUAGUUUACAGGAUAUAGUUCCUGACAGCUUGGGAGAGUUGGUGGACCUUCACUUACUGAAUCUGGAAAACAACAAACUACAAGGUACCCUCCCACAGUCUUUGAAAAGAGAAAAUUUGGAAAUUAGAACUUCAGGGAAUUUGUGCCUUUCCUUCUCCACAAUGACAUGCAAUGACGUUUCAUCCAACCCUUCAAUUGAGACACCCCAAGUUACUAUAUUUCCCAAAAGGAAGCACACUGGACCUAAUCAUGUAGCAAUUAUAGCUGGUGCAGCUGCUGGAGCCAUACUUGCUCUUCUCUUCAUUUCUCUUAUAGUAUUCUUGUUUAUAAAGAAAAAGAGAACUGAAGUCACAUAUGUAUCAAGGGCAGCAACAGAGAUGCGAAACUGGAAUGCAGCUAAAGUAUUUUCCUACAAGGAAAUCAAAGGAGCUACAAACAACUUUAAGGAGGUUAUAGGACGUGGAAGUUUCGGAUCUGUUUACCUUGGAAAGCUUCCAGAUGGAAAAUUAGUAGCUGUGAAAGUCCGGUUUGAUAAAAGUCAACUUGGGGCUGAUUCUUUUAUCAAUGAGGUCUAUCUAUUGUCACGAAUUCGCCAUCAAAAUCUUGUAUGUUUGGAAGGAUUCUGUCAGGAAUCGAAGCAGCAAAUACUAGUGUAUGAGUAUCUACAUGGAGGAUCAUUGGCUGAUCAUCUGUAUGGUGCAAACAGCAAAAAAGCUUCAUUAAGCUGGAUUCGGAGACUGAAAAUUGCUGUCGAUGCUGCAAAAGGAUUGGACUAUUUACACAAUGGAAACGAACCACGAAUCAUACACCGUGAUGUGAAGUGCAGUAACAUCCUUUUGGACAUGGAAAUGAAUGCCAAGGUCUGUGACUUUGGCCUCUCUAAACAAAUAACUCAGGCAGAUGCAACUCAUGUGACGACUGUUGUCAAGGGCACCGCUGGGUAUCUAGAUCCUGAAUAUUAUUCCACCCAACAGCUGACCGAGAAAAGUGACGUUUACAGCUUUGGGGUUGUUCUUUUGGAGCUCAUUUGUGGGAGAGAACCAUUAAUUCACUCAGGAACUCCAGACUCAUUCAAUUUGGUAUUAUGGGCCAAGCCCUACCUACAGGCAGGCGCAUUUGAGAUUGUUGAUGAGAGCAUAGUGGGAACUUUUGACGUAGAGAGCAUGAGAAAGGCAGCCUUAAUUGCUGUGAGGUCAGUAGAGAGGGAUGCAUCACAAAGACCAACAAUUGCUGAAGUAUUGGCAGAGCUGAAAGAAGCCUACAGCAUUCAGCUAUCUUACCUUGCAUCUUGUGAACAUGUCAGCUGAUUUGUAUUCAAUACAAGUAUAAAGUAUUUUAUCCUAAAACCCUUUUUCUUUCAUGUUUUUUUUUUUUUCAUUUUUGGUGGAAUUUGUAAAUUUGAGUGGGGUCCUCUCAGAGUUGAAGUUCUAUAUUGCAUAAAAAAGGCUGAUAUAGGGGAAAUGUAUUAAGCUAUGCUAGGAUUAUCGCUUUUUGGGGGAAUAUUUAUAAGGAAAUGUUUAUCCAUUCUGAUAAUAGCACCAAUGAAGACAUUCUUUUUUUUUUUUAA